Messenger RNA from Hipposideros armiger (great roundleaf bat), 1590 nucleotides. It is a transcript of the gene DNAJC18, whose product is annotated as DnaJ heat shock protein family (Hsp40) member C18. Gene Ontology annotation, cellular component: endoplasmic reticulum membrane. Lineage: Eukaryota; Metazoa; Chordata; Mammalia; Chiroptera; Hipposideridae. Gene Ontology annotation, biological process: cellular response to misfolded protein. Gene Ontology annotation, molecular function: Hsp70 protein binding. The coding region runs from base 77 to 1075 and encodes 332 amino acids. The record is from RefSeq and is a predicted model, not a curated record. The transcript has 8 exons.
CGCUUCUCGCCCCCAUAUCUUUCAGCCUCAGGCGAGGGGGAGUCUCGGCUGAUCUGCAGAUUAGGAACCGACAGAUAUGGCAGCAACUCUGGGCAGCGGGGAGCGCUGGACGGAAGCUUACAUUGAUGCAAUUAGAAGAAACAAAUACCCAGAAGAUAGACCUCCUGAAAGUCAUGACCCCUGUGGUUGCUGUAACUGCAUGAAGGCACAAAAGGAAAAGAAGCCUGAGAAUGAGCNGCAAAAUUACUAUGAGAUUCUGGGAGUUUCUCGAAAUGCCAGUGAUGAAGAGCUUAAGAAAGCUUACCGAAAACUCGCCCUGAAAUUUCACCCUGACAAGAACUGUGCUCCUGGAGCAACAGAUGCUUUCAAAGCCAUAGGAAAUGCCUUUGCAGUCCUGAGCAAUCCUGACAAGAGACUCCGCUAUGAUGAAUAUGGAGAUGAACAGGUGACUUUCACUGCCCCUCGAGCCAGACCUGAUAAUUAUUACAGAGACUUUGAAGCUGACAUCACUCCAGAAGAGCUCUUCAACGUCUUCUUUGGAGGACAUUUUCCUACAGGAAAUAUUCAUAUGUUUUCAAAUGUGACUGAUGAUACCCACUAUUACCGCCAGCGGCACCGACAUGAGAGGAUGCAGGCACAGAAGGAGGAGGAAGAAGAAAAACCUCAGACUACUUAUUCUGCAUUUAUUCAGUUACUUCCAGUUCUUGUGAUUGUGAUUAUAUCUGUCAUUACUCAGCUGCUAGCUGCUAACCCCCCGUAUAGUCUAUUCUACAAAUCGGCCCUGGGCUACACCGUUUCUAGAGAAACCCAGAACCUGCAGGUGCCUUACUUUGUGGAUAAAAACUUUGACAAGGCCUACAGGGGAGCAUCUCUGCGUGACCUGGAGAAGACGAUAGAGAAGGACUACAUUGAUUACAUACAGACGAGUUGUUGGAAGGAGAAACAACAAAAGUCGGAGUUAACAAAUUUGGCAGGAUUAUACAGAGAUGAACGACUGAAACAGAAAGCAGAGUCAUUGAAACUUGAAAACUGUGAAAAACUUUCCAAACUUAUUGGCCUACGCAGAGGUGGCUGAGAGGAUGAUAGUCCUACACAGUGUUGGGGUUUUGCUACUUAUUACUGCUUAUGUUCCUAAUUCCAUUUUAUAAUACAAAAUUAGGAAAUGAACAUUUUACAAUUUGCUAACUUUGUUUGGUGGGCAGAGUUGAAGGCGCUUGAGCAUGGAGCCAUGCUUGUCAUCACAGACUCCUUCCUGGGCAUGAGCUCCAGGGGCCAGGAACAGUUCAUCUAAGCUGAAUUAAUGGCAAAUGUUGGAUUCAACCCCUCCCUGCUCCAUCCUUGCCCUGCCUCUAGGAAUGUAGGGCAUCCCAGAGCACAUCCAUGUUUCCUUUCUUCCCUUCUUCACUGAAGUCUCAAUACCCAGUCAUUCCUAGGCAUAGCCAAAGCAGCUUGAUACUCAUUGUUUACAAUAUGCACCAAGAAUUAUACCUCUCCCUUCAUGAGAGUCGUCACCUCCCCCAGGACUCUGCCUUUGGAACAUGUUCCUACUCAUAUUUCCAUGUUCUAAGGGGAAUGUGGAGAAAUGUACAC